Molecule: messenger RNA, 1239 nt
Organism: Rotaria sordida
Lineage: Eukaryota; Metazoa; Rotifera; Eurotatoria; Philodinida; Philodinidae
Source: the annotation of a GenBank genome assembly
AUGCAAUUUUUAUUAUAUCUUCUUAUUUUCACUAUUACUUUUUCUUAUACAAUAACUUCUGAUUUAUCAACAAAAUUUAAUAUCACUAUAAAAAUACCAGAAAAUACAACAUCUCUUAGACAAUUACCAUAUAAAACAGUACAUGUAAAAUAUACGCUCCCUAGCACUGAUGAUCAAUGGAUUAUUGUUGGAAUAGAACCAUUUAUUCAAUCAUUAAAUGAAGAGAUUCAACAAAUGACUAUUCAUCUUUGUCACUUAGGAACCCAUACUCAUCAAUAUGAUACUAUUUGGUAUAAUGAUGAAACAAUUUGUAAAAGUGGUCAAUCAAUGUUAAUUUAUCAAUGGACAUCAUAUUCAUCAUUGACUCGUUAUCAAAUGGAUAAUGAUGUUGGUUUUCAAUUGGAUAAAUCAAAAUUAAUUGUAUUUACGAUUACUUAUUUUAAAGAACGACAGUUGGAUAAUGACCAAUCAGGAGUUAUUCUUUAUAUUUCAACUGUAAAACCACGAUUCUAUAUGGGUACAAUAGUUGUUGGAAAUAAACAACAACAAAAACAUUUUUCAUGUCGUAUAUCAAAUUAUCCACGUUUAUUAUAUGAUAUACAACCAUUAUUUCCAGCAACUAAUCAAGUAUGGUUACGUAUUUAUACUAUACGUCAUCGUAUAUUUGGUCGACGCAUUGUUCAAUCUGUUUUUAAUUCAUUAAUAUUAUCAAAUCAAAAUGAAACUAAUAUUGGAAUUCUAUCAAAAGAUAUAUUUUUAAAACCAGACGAUUAUUUAAUUAUUGAAUGUGAAUUAAUUUCAGCAACAUAUUGUAAAUUUUUAAUUUUUUAUACCUAUAAAAAUAUUGAAUUAGAAAAUUUUAUUAAAACUGAUCAUACAUGUCACAAUAAUGAUUAUCCAAAUUUAUUUGAAUUAAUGCCAUCAAGAACGUCAUUUGAAAUAGAUCCAAUUUUACCAUCUAAAUCGAAUAAACGUGGAAUAACAAUAUUUUUAUUGGUUGUUAUUUUAUUAUUUGUUAUUUGGACAUUAAUAAUAUUGGGUUGUGUUAUUAUGCGUCGUGCUCGUGGAUUAGCUAAUUUUCGUACAGAACCAUCAACUCCAAUUCGAACAACUCAAACUACAAAACCAACUUUUGUUGAACAACGUCCUACUGAUGAUCAAGUUCAACAACAAAAAUUGAUUGCUGCAGGUGAUCGUAUAGCUCAAAUCGAUACUGAACCUAUGGGUUUAACGCAUUGA